Blepharisma stoltei is the source of this 279-nucleotide messenger RNA. Lineage: Eukaryota; Ciliophora; Heterotrichea; Heterotrichida; Blepharismidae. The record is from the annotation of a GenBank genome assembly.
AUGGUACCAUUGCUAUGGGCUCUUCUUCCUGAUAAGGCAACAACUACCUAUGAGAGGCUUUUAAGUCUCAUCAAAAAAGAAGCAGAAAGAAUUGGCUUAGCUUUCAGCACCAAAGCCUUUCAAAUUGACUUUGAGAUGGCAGUUAUCAAUGCAAUAGCCAUUCUGUUUCCUUAUGCUCAAAUAAGAGGUUGCUUCUUUCAUUUCUCGCAGUGUUUGUGGCACAAAAAUUCAAGAGUUAGGCUUAGCAACAGAUUACAAGACUGAUGGCUCAGCACUUAG